This is a messenger RNA of Lodderomyces parapsilosis, 2121 nucleotides long. Its product is annotated as magnesium transporter CorA family protein. Gene Ontology annotation, cellular component: plasma membrane. Lineage: Eukaryota; Fungi; Ascomycota; Pichiomycetes; Serinales; Debaryomycetaceae. Bases 1 to 2121 code for a protein of 706 amino acids. Gene Ontology annotation, molecular function: magnesium ion transmembrane transporter activity. The transcript has a single exon. The record is from RefSeq and is a predicted model, not a curated record. Gene Ontology annotation, biological process: magnesium ion transmembrane transport; intracellular magnesium ion homeostasis.
AUGUUGAGUGAAAAAUUUGAGCAAUCCAGUGAGGCAGAAUCUGUGGUCUCACAUUUCACUGACGACUUGAAUGAUCACAGAAAUCAUAUAGUCGAUAGAAAAGGUAGGGCUGUGGAUGAUUCACCAAAGAAUGACGGCGAAGGAACUUAUCACGCUCCGGCUGUAAAGCCUGUUAGCGGUGAUGCAAACGCCAAAGUUAAAAAUCGAACAAGCAGAAGAGGGUCCUUUGUUGAAAGACCAAGAGCUGCCUCAAUGACAAAACUUUCUUCCUCUGUUGGUAAGAAGUUGGGUCUCAAGACUGAUACAUCCAGGUCGAUCGAGAACCGUGCAACAGUAAAUGCGUAUGGUGCUACGGUGAAUGAUGGGAAUAUCACUGAAAAGGUAGCCUCUCGUGAAUCGGUGGCCAGUGAUGGUGAUUCUAUUAGGUCCAGAGACUCCAAAGAAACCGCGGAAGAUGUUUGUCUUCCAAUGGAAAGAGAGCAAGUGAAGAUUAAUGACAUUGAUUUUGGUAUUAUAAAUGAAUUCAUUAAGGAAGAAAGACAACGCGAUUUACAAGAACAAGCUGCAACAAAGAGGAGUCGCAACCGCAGCGAUACUUGUUCCAAUUACGCAACAUCAAACGCCGCAGCUACCCCUUUUCAUUUGCAAAGCAUAGCUGCGAGAAAGUACACACCAAUAGAGACUUUGAAGCUGAUUUUUCAACGUUCAAGCGUGGAUAGACAAGUAAAAACUGAUUUACAGUUGCCUUCUGUUGAUGAAGAACAAAAAACUGAUUCCGAUUCAGGUGAUUCGAAUUCAGCAGAGGAGGUUAAAUUUGGCGAUGCUCGCGUGACAGGUACCUAUGGCGACGCCACAUUCAACCGGUUUUCUUUCUUCCAUUCUGAGUCUGAAGAAACUGUGCAUGCACCUGAUAUUCCUUCACUUGUUCCCAAUGGCGAAUCAAUACAAGAGCUUUUCCACAAUGGAGAAGAAACUUGGUGGUUGGAUUGUACAUGUCCUACUGAUGCCGAGAUGAAAAUGCUUGCCAAGGCGUUUGGAAUUCACCCUUUGACAGCCGAGGAUAUCCGAAUGCAGGAAACACGAGAAAAAGUGGAGUUGUUUAAAAGUUAUUAUUUUGUUUGUUUCCACACUUUUGAAGCAGACAAGGAAUCUGAAGAUUAUCUUGAACCAAUUAAUGUCUAUAUUGUUGUUUUCCGCGAUGGUAUACUCACCUUCCAUUUCUCUCCAUUGACACAUCCAGCAAGUGUUAGAAGAAGAGUGAGGCAAUUGAGAGAUUAUGUCGACGUUACUGCUGAUUGGCUAUGCUAUGCAAUGAUUGAUGACAUCACUGAUAGUUUUGCCCCUGCCAUCCAAGCUAUCGAAUAUGAGGCGGAUGUGAUUGAGGACGCAGUUUUCACAUCAAGAGAAUCUGAUUUCAGUCGUAUGUUGCAAAGGAUCGGAGAGUCACGAAGAAAAGUAAUGACGUUGAUGAGACUACUUUCUGGAAAAGCUGACGUUAUCAAGAUGUUUGCCAAAAGGUGUCAAGACGAUGCUAAUUUUGAAUAUAAAGGAGCACGAGGAAGGUUUAAUGAAAAUGAUGUUUCAUAUUCGACAUUAUCCAGCGGAUCAAGGGUUUAUACCAAUAUGCAAGCUGGUGAUAUCCAAAAGCAACACAAUUUUGGCAAUGCUCGUCCCCGUGCAGAGAUUGCUUUGUAUUUGGGUGACAUUCAAGAUCAUAUAAUCACCAUGUUUCAAAACUUGACAGCGUAUGAAAAGAUAUUUUCUCGUUCUCAUUCCAACUACUUGGCACAGUUGCAAUGUGAAAGUUUGGGCGAAAAUAAUAAAGUUACUCAAAUGUUUUCUAAAGUGACAAUCAUUGGUACAAUGUUGGUUCCAUUGAAUUUAGUCACAGGUUUAUUUGGAAUGAAUGUGAAGGUCCCUGGACAAGAUUCCCAUAUCGCUUGGUUUUAUGGAAUACUCGGCGUGUUGUUACUCUUGUUGGGGUUGAGUGUUGUUUUUGCAAAUUUGUGGAUGAAGAGGAUGAAUGCACGUAUUGAUAGUCAACCGCGUCCAGUGUUUAGUGCAAGAAAAAGUUUCAAGAGCUUGAAUUUUGGAAACAGGUCAAUAAAUAGCUUUGUUUGA